GGCUGGAGAGGAGCGCGAGGGUAACGGUCUGUGGAGCCGCGAGGAGACACCUGAACACAGAGCAACUACUGAGUUCAACUACUUCUGCUCGCUUUUUAUUUAUGUGUUCCCGCUCAGUUCCAAACAAACUUCUCGGACAUUUUUUUUAGAAACUAAUUAUUCGUUCCUUGUUAUCCGGACACUAUGGCCAGUUCAGGACUGCAGCUGCUCGGGUUCCUCCUCGCUCUGGUCGGUCUCGCUACCACCGUCGCGGCCACUUUGAUGGUUGAAUGGAAGAAACAGUACCAGGGCAAGACGCACCGCAUCUAUGAGGGUCUGUGGAUGAGCUGCAGUGGCAACGAGAGGACGACCUGUGAAUUUCACCAGUACCUCCUCAAGCUGCCAAGUGAGGUCCAGGUUACCAGGGCGGUGCUGCUUCUCAGCAUCAUCCUCUCCACUGUGGCACUGUUGGUCUCCACGGUGGGAAUGAAGUGCACCCGCUUCAUGGAUGGCAACCCUAAUAGCAAAUCCACAACAGCUAUGAUUGGAGGAAUCAUGUUCUUGAUUGCAGGUUUACUGACCAUCAUCAUAACCUCCUGGUACGUCAACAAAAUUGUUAAGAUCUUCAACGAAUCCCAUCGCCUGCACAGUUAUGAGUUUGGUAACGCCGUGUUUGUCAGCUGGGCUGGCGGCGUCCUCACCAUGGCUGGAGGGGCCUUCCUGACCUGUCGGCGAUGCUCGCGGUCCCAGGGCGGGUCCAUCAGCUCCAACCACCUCCUCCCCGCCAACACACACUCCAAGUCCAACUACGUCUAGUGGAGGAGAGCAGAGGAGAGGCCUUGAAUUUACAAGCUGGUGCGGUUUGUGUUUCUACAAUGAGGAAAAGUCUCACU
Molecule: messenger RNA, 872 nt
Organism: Centropristis striata (black sea bass)
Lineage: Eukaryota; Metazoa; Chordata; Actinopteri; Perciformes; Serranidae
Product: claudin-19
Exons: 4
Coding region: 184-795 (203 amino acids)
Biological process (GO): cell adhesion; bicellular tight junction assembly
Cellular component (GO): bicellular tight junction; plasma membrane
Molecular function (GO): structural molecule activity
Source: RefSeq, a predicted model, not a curated record